Pocillopora meandrina is the source of this 20791-nucleotide messenger RNA. NCBI's taxonomy places the organism in Eukaryota, Metazoa, Cnidaria, Anthozoa, Scleractinia, Pocilloporidae. The record is from the annotation of a GenBank genome assembly.
AUGGGAACAAAACAGCUGGCUGAUGGAAGAAGUUUUUCAGUUGUGCCGUAUUUGAAACUUUCGUAUCCACACGAUGGAGUUGAAAAGGGUUCAGUACGAACACAUUCAAGUAGCCGCGUGAUUUUCCUUGAUGAGAAUGGGGAUAAAAUUACAGAAGGGGACAAAGAAGUACCUUCUUUAAAGGAACAAGGUCAGAGAACCUCAAAGGAAGCAAAGGCAAGAAGAGGUAGUGCUUUGUUGGUUAAAAGACGAAGUGUAUCGCUGGACGCAGCGAAUUUCAUGGCAUAUUAUGUGAACAGGAGAAACAGUAGCCUACGUCGAGACCACUUCUUACGAUCGUUUGGUAAAACAACUCUCCGGUAUCCAAACUUAAACGACGAAGAUAUCGAGGGAGAUGUUUUUAAUGGGAAAGCUGCUCCACCGUACAUAGAAGAUAGAGAAACGCCUUUAAACGAGUCCGUAAAGUCUUUCCUAAGAAGAACUGCAUCUGCCAGCCCUGUCUUAGUUCGUCCAGCUUCAAGCAAGAAACCCUGCUCUUCUACCCCGGUAAAAAAUUUGCUCGAACUCAGAGGUUCUACAUAUAACGGGGAACCCUCUUGCAGUGAUUUAACGGCAAAGAUACGAAAGCAAUCGGCAAAGAGACGAAUCAAGCGCAUUAUGGAAGCAGAGAAAGAAAAAGCAGAGAGAGAAAAAGCGGAGGAAGAACUGAGAUUGAAAGAGCAGGAGAAAAAGAAGAAAAAGAAGACUUUUCGAGGCGCAGCUCUUGCACUCAUGGUAACGAACGUUUCCGCUGCAGGAUUCAACUUUAAAUCUUUCUCAGAAAAGAAAAAAUGGCUCGCUGAGAAGAGGUUGUGGACCAGACAAAUAGUAAGUGUAAUUUAUCUGCCCCUCCACCACCCCCCUAUCUUUCAUUGUAGCAUGGCUUCAUUGAAUGCUAUCCAACCGUAGCAUUCAAGAUAACAAGUCUAAAAAGGAUAGCUAAGAUAUCCGAGGAUUGUAACAAGAAAUUAUUGGCCUGAAAACUAUUUAAGAACGUUGAUAAAUUAUAGUUUGCCAAAUGGUAAAAGCGUGAAAGAGGUAUGAAUAAACUACAAUGUUACAAGAAUGGUUGACAAUGGAAGACUGACACGGAUUGCACUUGAAAUGUAGACUUUGUUCUACAUUUGCAAUCCGGAGAAAAAUACUUUCUUCUUUUAUAAUUUAAUAUUUGAAAAUUCCGGGGAAAAUAUUUAAUAUGUAUAUGCCUUGAUUUUGCUAUAGAAAAUUGUGUCUGCUGAAGAUUGAUACAGACAUCAGGCAAAUGCUAUCCGGCGAAAUUAGAGAAAAUGUAAAAAAUAAUCAUUUCUUGCGAUGGAAUGCUUUUAUGCAGUAAAUUAUUGUUUAUAAUCAUUUUUAUAGGCGAGUACUAAAUUCCGUUGGGCCGUUCGCGUGGUUGUGGUUCUCGGCCGUGUAUUAAAGGCAUUAGUAUCCUACUCCACCGUUAUGGUACCAGAGACUGCAGCUCAGAGGUCCUUUCGUACCCUGCGUGAUAAUUCAGAAGUCAAGGAAAUGUUAUUUAACAAAUCUUUGUAUCAAAGGGGAAAAUCGGUAAGGUGACUCAUUUAUUUUUCUCUCAACAUGAUCGUUUGAUUAAAUUCAGCUGUUGGAUGUUGAAUUCUUCCAAUAUUGCAAUUUCCAAAUAAAGGCUAUGUUUGCCUCGCAAAGGUGGAGGGUACAAAAUAACUUUAAUAGAGUGUAAAAGCACAGAACUUUGGCUGAUUCGUCAGUGACUUUAGCUAUCAGUUGAACUAAAAUAUCGUUAGGUCCAAGGCUUCCAGAGAAAUUGACUACGUUCUCUAUGGACAUCUUUGCAGUCAUCUUAUUGAUAGGUUAUUUCAAUUGAAAGAUGAGGUGGCCGACGAGUCUACCUUGGUAGAUUAAUGAUAAUAACUUUAUUUAUCCUGAUUAAAGACCGGUCAGUCAAUCAAUAGUGAUUGACUGGUAUCAAUCGGUGACCAGAAAAUAUACAUAAAAGUCGAUAAAAAAAAUAUAAAGCAUGCAGUUUACAAUUGAAUAAUAAAAUAUAUUUAAGAAUUAUUAAAUAAAAUCUACGUUUAACUUGUACAAAUGUGAUUGGAGCUGUCCAUGUGCAUUAGGUAAGUAAAUGUUUUGCCCUAAAACUGUGCAAGCGUUGUGAAAUCACGUAUAUCUCUUGGCAGUUUGUUCCAGGCACUCGCAGCUGAGAACUUAAACGAGGUCUGUCCACAUUUAGUCUCAACUUGUGGUAGAUCUAAUAAUGUUGGAUCUCUGAAGGAUCGACAAUGUCUUUGUGAUCGUUUCAUUGAGUACCCUGUCAACUACUUAGGGCAGUUAAUGUUGUUAAUGGCGUAAGUCGGUCGUGAUUGGUCGGUUUCGAUCCUGUCGGUAAAGCUAGGUCGAUCUCUUCUGUAUGUUUGAAAUGUUAAUGUCGUGAAAAAAUCGCUUGUAUGGUGCCGGCAGUACUUGACAGUACUUUAGGGGCGUGACAUCUUAUUUAGUUCACCAGCUUUCCAGAGUCAGUCGUUGAAAGUAGUUAGUGCUAUAGGUUAGGCAUUGCGAAGAGUCCUAGUGAAUAAUGUGGUGCGUAAGUCGAUAAUCUUCAGCGAUGUGAUUAUUGACAUCACCUUUCCCGCCCGCUUGUGCUCAGUUAGUCUUGUUGUGAGGUUUCUGUCAGUCUCUCCGAAAGAAUGGAUGCUUGGCAGUCGAAGAAAAUGAUCUUAUAAACCGCACCUUUGGUCGGUUUCGAUCCUUUGGCGAGGUGAGGUCGUUCUGUAUGGUUCGUUUGUAAUGUUCAUGUGAUGGGUAUAGUGCCGGUAGUAGUUGACAGCUGUUGAGGGGAGUUUCUUCUAAGUUAGUAAACCAGCUUUCCAGAGUCAUUUGUCGAAACGUCUGGUUGUCGAAACGUCAGUCAGCGCUACUGAUAACAGUCCUUUUCAGGAUAACACUCGCCCGGACGAUCAGACUACACUAUCACAAGCUUUCUGUUAGCAAAUGAAAAACCAACUAUCUUAUUUCCAGAUCUGGGCAAAAGAACACCUGUAGCAAUGUUUGAUCGUUUGAAAAUAGAUCAACGUUGACAAUCGAUUUCAAAUUCGAUUGUUGUGUUAGUACCUCCCGCACUUUUAAGUUUCACUUUCAUUUGCUAUUUACGUUAGUAUCUAGCCCACUUUUAGGAUUCUCCUUCAUUUUAUUGUUACAUUAGUGCCUUAAAAAAUUUAAGGAUUGUUCAACAUUUGAUUUUAAUGUUGGUAUCUUGUGCACUUUAAGGAUUCUCUUUCAUACGAUUGUUACUUAAGUGUCUCUCACACUUUUGGGAUUUUAUUUCAUUUGAUUGUUGCAGUGGUAUCUUUCUCACUUUUAGGAUUCCCUUUCAUUCGAUUGUUGCGGUAUUAUCCCGCGCACUUUCAGGAUUCUCUUUCAUACAAUUGUUACGUUAGUAUCUCGCGGACUUUUACGAUUCUCUUUCAUGCGAUUGUUACGCUAGUAUCUCCUAAACUUUAGGAUUGUCUUGCAUUGGAUUAUUACGUUAUUGCUUGCGGACUUUUAGGAUCCUCUUUUAUUGGAAUGUCACGUUAGAUUAACGCGCUUUUUUAGGAUUCUCUUUCAUUGAAAAUUUUUUCGUCAAUAUCUCGUGCGCUCUAAGUACUCUCUUUCAUCGAUUGUUUCGUAAUUAUCUGGUGAAUUUUUAAGAUUUUCUAUCCUCGAUUAUGCGUCAUGUCAUAUCUCACAUACUUAAAGAUUUUCUUUUAUUUGGCUGUUAUGUUUGUUGCCAGCGAAUUUCUGGCUUUUUGAUUCAUUCGAUUGUUAGUUUGUAUUCGCGAACUUUUAGGAUUCUAUUGAAUUUGAUUGUUACUUUACUUUAACUAUUCUCCUUCAUCGAUGGUUAGUAUCUUACACACUUUUAUAGGAUGCUUUCAUUGAUUUGUUUUUUAUCACGUGCACCUUUUAGGAUUCUCUUUCACUCGAUUUUUACAUUAUUAUCUCCCGCACUUUUAAUUUUCACUUUCAUUUGCCCAAUCCUAGGAUUCACUUUCAUCCCGUCGUUACGUUAGUAUCUCCCGAACUUUUAGGAUUGUCCUACAUUUGAUUGUUACGUUGGUAUCUCGUGCACUUUUAGGAUUAACCUCACUUGUUGGUAUGUUUGUUGCUCUUGAACUUUUAGGAUUCUCUUUCACUGAGUUGUUACUUCAGUAUCUCGCACAUUUUUUAGCAUUUACUUUCAUUUGAUUGUUCCGUUGGUAUCUUUUGCACGUUCAGGAUUUUCUUUGCGUUAAUAUUUCGAGUAGGUUAUAGAUUAUCUUUCAUUUGAUUGUUACCUUAGUAUCUAGCGCACUUUUAGGACUAUCUUUCAUUCAGUUUGAUUGUUACCUUAGUAUCUCGCGCACCCUAGGAUUAUCUUUCAUUCGAUUAUUACGUUAUUAUCUUGCCCACUUUAAUGAUGCUCUUUUUUAUCGCUUGGGACAUUAAUAUUACUCGUAUUUUAACGAUUCUCCUCGUGCACGUUUAGGAUUCUCUUUUUUAUUUGAUUAUUACGCUAACAUCUUACGCACGUUUCAAGUUUAGGAUUUUCUUUCAUCUGUUGUCAUGCUGGUAUCUUGGACACUUUAAGGAUUCACCUUUUUUCGAUUGUUGCAUUAGUAUCACCUGCAUUCAUAGUUACUGCCCAGCCUUUUUAUCGUUAUGUUAGGAUCUCGGUCACGUUAGUUUUCCUGCACUUUUAAUAUUGGUCUCUCGUGCACUUUUAGGAUUUUCUUUCAUUCGGUUUUUCCGUUAGUAUCUUGCCCAUGCACUUUUAGGAUUCUCUUUCCCUCGAUUGUUAUGUUGGUGUUUCGCGCACUUUUAAGAUUUUCUUUCAUUUGGUUGCCAUUUUAGUUGCUCGCGCACUAUUUCAUUCGAUUGUCACAUUCAUAUUUCGCUUAUUCUUUCAUCGAUUGUUUCGUUAGCAUCUUGUCCACAUUAGAGAUUGCUUUCAUCGUUUGUGACAUAAAUAUCGAGUGCACUUUAAUAUUCGUUGGUAUCUUGCGUAGUUUUAGGUUUCUCUUUCAUCCGUGUGUUACCUUAGUAUCGCGUGAAGGUUUUCGAUUCUGUUUCAUUCCAUUGUUGUGUUUGUAUCUCGCCCAUUUUUUGAGAUUUUCUCUCUUAUUCGAUUGUUACGUCAGGAUCUCGUCUAUUUUAAGGAUUCUCUGUACUGGAUUGUUUCUUCAGUAGCUCGUGCCUUUUGAGGAUUCAUUUUUAUGGAUUCUUUGGUCAGUAUCUCGCGUUUCAAGGAUUUUCCUUCAUCGAUUGCUUCAUUUAAACCUCGCGCACUUUUAAGAUAUUCUUUAGAUUGUUUGUUAAUAUAUUGUGCACUUUUAGGAUUCACUUUUAUCGCUUAUUUUUUUAGUAUCUCGUGUAAUUUUAGGAUUUUUUUUCAUUUGAUUGUUAUCUAAGUUGCUCGCGAACUACUAGUUCUCAAUUUUCAUUUCAUCGUCUUUUAGUAUCUCAGUUACUUUUAGAAUUUUCUUUCGUCGGUCUUUCCCAUAGUGUCUUUCGAACCGUUGGGGUUCUUUUUCUUUCGACUGUUACGUUAGUGUUACACGUAUUUUCCUUACUGUCCUUCAUUUGGCUUGCUAUUUUAGUACCUCACGCACUUAUAGGAUUCUAUUUCUUCUGGUUAUGUUAGUGCCUCCUUCAUUAUCAAGAAUAUCUUCCAUUUGAUUUUUUGCGUUAGUAUCUCGCAAAUUUUUGGGAUUUUCGUUGGUGGUUCUCCCAUUUUUAGGAUUUUUCUCAUCUGUUUUCGAUUUUCACGUUAAUAUCUCGUGCAUAUUAAGGCUUCUCUGUCAUCCAUUUUUUCGUCAGUAUCUCGCGAAUUUUUAGAAUUCUUUUUUAUAGAAUUAUGCGUUUGUGCGUCGCCCAGUUGUAGGAUCCUCUCUCAUCGACCAUUACGUCGCAGCUUUUGGAUUUUCUUUCAUUGACUCUUACGUUAGUGUGUCCUGAAAUUUUUUAGUAUUUUCUUUAAGCGAUUGUGCGGUCAGUAUCUUGUGCAUUUUAGGUACUCUCUUUCGUCGAUUUUUUUUGAUAUCUCGCGCACUUCAUAGAUGGCCUCUUUGAGUAUCUCUGGCAAUGUUAGGAUUUUCUUCCGUAUUGUAUCUCGCACAUUUUUAGGAUCAUCUUCCAUCAAUUGUGAUGUUGAUGUCUUGCGCAUAUUUAGGAUUCCCUUUCCUCAAUUGUUUCGCUAGUAUUUCGUGCAGUUUUAGGAUUCUCUUUCAUCGAUUGUUACGUUGCACUUGUAGGAUUUUCUUACCUCAAAUUGUUACGUCAGUAUCUCCUUACGUUUUAACAUUCUUUUUCAUCUAUUGUCACGCGCACUUUUAGGACUUUGUUAUUUGUGAUGGUUACGUUAGUAUGUCGCCCAGUCUUUGGAAAUUUUUCGUAUUUAUUGUUAUGUUUGUAUCGCGCUUUAUAAGGAAUGCGUUACAUUUGAUUGUUACGGUAGUAAAGCGUGCACUUUUAUGAUUCGUAUAUACGCAGUUACCUGGUAAAUCGACAGAACUGUUUCACAAACUCUUUCUUUGUGCCCAAUUUUAUCCGCUAUGUUUUACAAUAAUUGGUUCAUGCUUUUAGCCAUGCGUAUAUCAAAAAUGGUCAUGAAUGCACUUGGGAAGUUUGGAGAACACUCAAGACCUUAAAGGUGUUCUCGGCUGCGUCUCGGGUAACUCUCCGCUUCUCUCGUGCUCUCCAAACUUCCCACCUGCAUCCACAGCUCGAUAUACGUACGCUAAGCAUGGAUCAAUUCUCGAGUAACUCAGGAAAAAGUAAAACAAUGCUACAAGAAACAAGAAAAAUUAUAAUAAUAAACGUGUGAAUAAAUAAGAAUAAAACUAAAAGAAAAGAGAUAAAUCUAAGUCUUUUACUGUAAGUAAAACAGAAUGAUAAUGUUGUAAUUCGUAUUUUCUGUAAUAGAUCAUAGAUGACAUCAAAAUGCGGUAAGAACGAAAAAAGAAUAAAAGGGGCACACGAAGCGCUGUUACUAAUGUUUUCACGCACUUUGGCAUCUUUUGUAAUAUAAUACUGUUAAGACCCACGGCAAUAUAAAAUCUAAUUGUUAAAAAAUAAAAUCUAAUUGUUAAAAAAAAAAAAACAAAAUGUUUUUUAUAGUGACGUCAUCUUUGCUCUUGUUCUUUAAAACAUCAUAAGUAAGAACCAAUCAAAAUGCGUGUAUCAAAGGGGUAAGUUUUUAAAGAAAGUGAGGUGCUGCUUGGGUGGGGGAGUAUAACAGGUUAAGAACCAAUCAAAGAGCGUGUAUCAAGGGGGUUAGUUUCUAAAGAAAGGGUGGUGCUGUGCCAGCGGGGGAGUAUAACAAGAACAUUUUGGUUUCAUCAUCAGAUAACAAAGGGCUAUCGCUGAUACAUUUUAGGGCCUGUUUACAUGGAGGUGGGAGACCCUAGGUAGGUGAGGUAACCCACCUAGCCGUGGUCGAAAAAUAAAACGCGUUUACAUGCAAUCUUACAACCCCGGGGUGCUGAGGUGAGGUUUCUUGAGGUUGUUGUUGUGCUUGCAAUUAAGGACUUUGAGCAGAGGCAUCCCAAGCUCACAUCUCGACAAAGACGAAAGAUUAAUUCUCAAACACAUAUGAAUUUAUUCAUGAAAGCGUCACGCGGUGUGUUACGCGGUAUUUGGUUUCGCGACGAACCGUUGACUUAAUACGUUAUACGGAAUAGUUUGGGGAAACAAAUAUGGUCGAUUUACAACGCUAAAUAUUCCGAAAUGUGAACAUUUUACACUCCGCGUGUGUCUGUUGCGGUUUCUGGUGAUUUCUGCCGCGAGACGGCUAGGAAAUGUACAAAGUUUUGAAACAUACAUGUUUCGCUUUUAAGCUUUUUGCCAUGAACGCGACCCCGGCUGGGCGGGUUACCCCACCUUGACACGUUUACAUGGGAAAUUGUCACCCCGGCUGAUAGGGUUACCCUACCUGCCAGACCGGGCAACCCGCCUAGGCGGGUCACCCCACCUAUCAUGUAAACGUAAUCAAAAUAAAAUAAGAAAUUAUAUGGACAGGCGGGUUACCUCACCUACCUGGGGUCCCCCACCUCCAUGUAAACAGGCCCUUAGUAGGAGGAUGUAAAAAUAGGUGCUGUCAAAUUUUCAAAUUCUCUGUACCGCGUUACCCAUGAAAUGUCGCUUUCCGAUGCAGAGGUGAUUUUUGUGUUGUGCAUCUAAAGUAAAAUGUAUAUGCCUUAAGCAAUGACCUUCGACCAACUUAAUUCAUUCCUUUCAAUUUUUUUUCUUUUUUGUCAAACAAGGUCAACUUUUUCCAAAUAUUCCAGGUGUUAGUUUUGCACCGAUGUAAGUUUAAGGAGUUUGUAUUUUUGAUAAUGCGAUACCUUAUUGCGGGCUGAAACUUUGCUUGUGAACUGUAAGUUUUGGGAUGUUUAUCAUUUGGCUUAAAACUCGGGAAUUUUGGUUUGAAGUCACAUGAUGAGAUAAUUUUGGGGAAAUGCUGUUCGGAAAUUUUUUAGUACCUUCCGAGGUACUCUUCUAUUUUCGUUCAGAACAGAAUAACGGAAAAUUUCUAUCAUUUGAAUAACUCCUCCAUUUCCAGGCUUUUUCUUAAAAAUGGUAAGAACCCUCUGUGUCUAAGUUCUAUUAACAACUGACCCGAUGAGUGAUUUGACAAUUAUUGGACCGAACUCAGCUGUCUAUUGGGUAAUUUUCCGACAUAUCAGAUGAAAAGUCUGAGAAAUCUAAUUGUAUUCUCGAACUAUUUACAUUUCGAACGUCUUCCAUAUAGCAAUAUGCUUAUGUACCUGAGUGGGCCAAGCGGAUAUUGACGAAAUCUGCCAUGGAAAGAUCUGAGAAUGAACUGAGUCAACUCCACUCCAUGCUCAAGGGCCUCACAUCUUAUGACAAGUUCACCUACCGCAUCCAACUCGCCAUGUGCAGGGCUAUGACAUACCUUAAGUAAGUCAGAAGACCUCGACAAGUGAUCUUGAAUACUAUUGACACUUUUUGACCCAUUUUUACUUCACUUUAAAAAAGAAAAGUUUCCACACGAAUUGUCAGCAGAGGAAUCAAAGAACACACAUGGUAGAGUACUUAUAACCAGAAAAAAAUUAAAAACCUAAAGUCCAGUGAUAGAGCACCAUUCUAUCACUAUGUGCCUUAAUGUUACGGAAAGAGUGCUUAACUCUUAUGGUUGUGAACAUGUUGUCACGAGGCUUCCUUAAAUUUACCUUUGGUUUUGAAUUUCAAUAUUGUUCAGAAUGUUGCAGCAACUGUUAAAAUUAAUUUGAUAAGUGGGAGGAGAGAAUUGAGAAAAUGCGGAGAAUUAUUUAAAAAAACUGCUUCCAUUGCACCGUUUAACGGCAAUCGAUAUUUUGUUUUUCAGAGUGGAGCACCCCCGGGUAGUGUUGCGCAAAGGACAUGUUGGUGUCUGUUUUUACUUCAUCUUUUCCGGUUCCGUGUUUGUCAACGUCGAGGAGCUGCUCACGAAGACUGGUCACGUGAUGUGGCAUACAGCAAUUACGUUGCAUCGAGGAGACAGCUUUGGGGUAGACAGACAACAGUCACCAUGUGGCGCUAAAUGUGCUCAAAUAUACUUUGGCGAACAGUCUCUGUUCCUAGAAGCGAACUGAGUCUGGUCGGUGAUAGUCUUCCUUCAAAAUUUGAGUCCUAACACAUUUUGCGCCACAUGGAAUCUGUUACGCUUAAAUGUUUUGAAUGACUUAUUGCCAAAAUUUCAUUUUUAAGUGUGCGUAGGGCCUCCUUUAUCAACAACGUAAACAACCACAACAACAAGAAACAAAUAGGGAGGUGGAGAAUGAAUACUGGACUUGCCUUGGGUUAGCAUUCUUUCGAUGAACGAUUCCGUCACCGUAUUCAGGGGCGGAUACAGGACAUUUUCUAAGGGUUGAUUUAGCUGAUGAUUGAUGUAAACAAUUUUUAUAAGUGAACAACGAAGAAGUAGGCUGAUGACAAGGUAAAUAACAUAAUAUGAACUGCUGAGAAUGCAGAGCAACCAAUACAGCAAAUUUUUUUUUAACCGUGAAGUAAUAUCAUAGACCCGUAAGUUAUCUGGCGAGAGGGGGUGCGUACCUCUUGCACCCAUCCGCAACAUCCGCCCCUUAUAGUCACGUACCAUAUUUUACCUUCUUACCAAGCUUUUCAAAACAUAUUUCACAGGCGAUUUGAUUUAACUUAUGUUCAGUCUUCUACUUCAUUGCCGCAAUACGAAUUUACAAAUGUGCAUGGUUUUGAUGUCUCUGUCAGGAUCUUCUCUCCUUUAUUAUCAAACUACGAGUAUACCCAGGAUUCUACUUAGUGUGAUUGGAAUGAGGCCAUUUAAAACUUGACUAAAGGGGACCUGCUUGUGGCACUUUUUCUAAUUAAUUUGUUGUACAUCCAAUCUUUAUGCCUAGCUUUAUGAUUGUGCUGCAAAUUACGUCUACCACGUGAUACAUAUGUGUUGCGUGUUUCACUUGUUCAUGGUCCGAGUUCACUCGGCUCGAAAAACGGCUUGCACUCUUCCAAUUUUGCUUCAUCUUGCAGGAACUUGCUCUUCUAAGAAACAUCAAAAGAACUGCAUCAGUGGUGGUGAGAGAGGACACGGAACUCCUGGUGGUAGAAAAAAAUGUGUUCUCUAAAACAUGCCCCAGAAUCUACGACAAAGAACUCUUUGACAAGAUUAAAUUUUGCAAGUAUGUGUAACGUCAAACAGAGAAAAACUCAUUGUAACUUGUUAAUGACAUCUUUGGGCUCCCUAAUAAAUUAUUUCAUUACUUCUCAUCAGUAACUCAUACUGACUCUUAAAAACCUGAUUUAACUGACGAAGAACUUGUUGCAUCUUAUAAGCUUGUUACUUACACAAUACUGAUUUAUGACAUCCUGUAUAAAGUACCAAUCAUAUGCUUCGUCGAUCUAUCUUCUAAGCCUAUGCUUUUUAUCUAAAACGACUUAAUAACCAAGAGUGAGGUCGUUACGGGAAAUCACAAACUGAGGCUAUUGUUCGGUCAAUACGGCUAAGUCAAGGUUUGAUUUUGAGAUUUGAGGUUUGAAAAAAGAACUCUGUCAAUGUCCAACCAAUUUGACCUAGCCCUUGGUUUUUACGCAUGUAUGGGCUAUAUAAAGUCUAACACAGAUGGCGAGAGCAAUUGAAAAUUUCCUUUCCAAAAUUCCACUCUACAAAAAAAAAACUGAUAUUUUACUUGGAUGAUUGAUAAAAUGACACACAUACAUAUGAAAUGAAAGGUCACGCCGUAAGUGUUCAAUUUUAUUGCGUGGAUAACCGGAAAGCCACAGCUUGCUAACUGCUUUAAAGAAACAAGAUUUCCAUUUCCUUUGCUUCCAGGAAAUGAUAGCCAUGAAUCAAAACGCCAUUUCACUCACGAAUUCUCCUGAAUCUUAUCUGUUGUAAUAAACUGUGAAGUGUCUGUAGUCAAAAUAGCAUGAUUUCAACAAGUUAGAGUUUGUGAUGACUCUGUUUACUAUCCGCGAUUAAAGUUUAAAUUUAAAGUUAUUAGCCAAAUUAAGCAUAUUUGGCACUUACUUUCAAUUUUGACUAGGACUCAGUGAACGCUUUGAGUUAAGCAUAAGUUGUGAAAUUUAUGAAAUGAUAGCCAUGAAUCAAAACGCCAUUUCACUCACGAAUUCUCCUGAAUCUUAUCUGUUGUAAUAAACUGUGAAGUGUCUGUAGUCAAAAUAGCAUGAUUUCAACAAGUUAGAGUUUGUGAUGACUCUGUUUACUAUCCGCGAUUAAAGUUUAAAUUUAAAGUUAUUAGCCAAAUUAAGCAUAUUUGGCACUUACUUUCAAUUUUGACUAGGACUCAGUGAACGCUUUGAGUUAAGCAUAAGUUGUGAAAUUUAUCAUGUAAAGCAAAGCAUUAUAGUGUCAGGGAAUGAUCUUAAAUACGAUUGAACUUAUUUUCGCGGCUGUUUUCCAAUCUCGCUGCGUUUUAUAUUCGCCACAAUUCUUAGAAGUAAGUCAGUUUUUAUGGGGAAAACUAACCUUUAUUUCAAUUGCAAGACUUUUAAAGACACCAGAGCUAUUUUCAAACUUUCGUGCAAUAGUUCACCACUGUGGUUUCAGACUAGUGUUCUCACCACAAAUUUUGCGUCCGAUCACACUGAAGUAACCAGUUUCGCCUUCAUUUUGCAUUUCACGAUUGUUCUUUAUAAAAUACUCGGAUUCUUGGUGUCACUUUAUUUGCUGUCGUCACUUUUCGCAUUUUUUAAGGUUUUACCAUAGAGGCGCGGUUACCUCAUGGUUAUUGCGCUCGACUCCGGGUCGAGUGUCCUGGGUUCGAGCCCUAGCCGGGGUCAUUGUGUUGUGUUCCUAGGCAGGACACUUUACUCUCACAUUGCUUCUCUUCACCCAGGUGUACAAAUAGGUACCGGCAAAUAUGCUGGGGUAACCCUGCGAUGGAUUAGCAUCCCAUCCAGGGGGAGUAGCAAUACUCCUAGUCGCUUCAUGCUAAGGAAACCGGAGUUAAGCUCCUGAUAACAAGACUAAUUCAACACCUAAAGGUCUGAGUCUGCGCUUAACUUCAUAUCAGUUGUAUAAAAGCAAUAGACUACAUUUUCUCGGGUUUUUUAAGAGCAAUUGCUGCACUUUCCAUCAGUUUACCGGCGUAAUAACCCGCCUGGGACUUGACCCACUUGACUGAGUACAUAGUCAUUACUCUUCACAACAUUCAAAUGGUUAAGAGAAGCAACGUCAGAACAUGCUACAGUGAUAAAAAGUGAGAGGAUUUUUUUUUCCAAAUUUCUUUUCAGAGGUUUAUCUUUUUUCAGACAUUGGGCAGAGGAGGCACUAAGAAACGUUUGUUUUGAGGCACAAAUCCAGGAGGUAGGCAAAACACUUUUGGUACUAUUGUGUAUAAUGACUGUAAGAAUAAGUUUCUAGAAAUUUCUAGAAUGCCUAGUCAUGCUGAUACACAUACCGUGGAAAUCUAUCAAACAUACUCUUAGGUCACGUAGUAAUAAUGUAAUUCUACCAAAAUGCUUAUGUUUUAAGCUUCCGGAAUGUUCUAGAAUGCUUUAUAAAUGCAUGUAAGGACUCAGUCGUGUGAUAGUAGGUGGUUGUUGUUGUUGUCGGGAGUGACCGACUGUCUGGAAAGCUAUACCGAGAGGGUAGAAGUACUGUGUUCGUUUCAAGAAGAUUUGAAGAUAACUGUGAAUUUGUGUCAGUGGUGACCUUAGUUAUAGUUUGUAGUGGGCUUAAGUAAGUUUAUUAAGGAUAAUAACGGUACAGCUGUUAGGAAUCGCUCCUUAAUAAGAAUAUUAAACAUUGUUUAACAAAGUAGUAGGAUUUUUGAGAGUAUAGCCUCCUUUUCAUUGGUUAAAUUAUACCGUAACAGUACAUAACAGAUAAAAGAAAUCUCUCUCACCUAACCGUCUUUUACUUUCAGUGGAAAUCGAAUAAGAUAAUCGUGAAAGACAGCAGUAAAGAGUUGGAAUGGAUUUACCUCUGUAUGCAGGUAAUUUCUAUCGUAUCAGUCAGACAAAACCAAUCAGUCAGUCGCUUAUUCAAUUUGUAAGCAGACAGUUUUUGAGCUAGACAGCUGGCAUUAGAGCGAGCGAGCUAAUCGUCAGUCACUCGGUCACUAAGUCGCUGAAUUAUUCAGCUUCCUACAUUCCUUCAUUCAGUCAGUCAGACACUUAGUGCGUCAGUCACUCAGUCUAUCAGUCAAUCACUCACGAUCAGUUAAGCAGGCUCUCAGUCGGUUAGCUACCCACUCAGUCAAUCGAUGGAGUUUCAACUUAUGGCUUGCGAGCAGGCUUUCAUCAGCGCUGCAACACGAGUUUCUCACCCCCGGGCGAAGUGAGCGUACAAGAGGUCUAUGAGGGAUCCCGCACUCAAAAUGAGAGCUGGUGACGCCAAAGUUCUCGAAUACAGUGGCAGUAAUAUAAUCGGUGAAAAAUGACAGAGAACAGCGAGUUAUCGACAAUCAAAUGCAAGCGUCGCUUCCGGUAAACCAAACUUUGAAUCUGUGCCCGACUUCUAGAAAAUAAUUAUUAUCGAAGCAAAACAUGUAGUCGAUAUACCAGACGAUUGUUCUUUAUCAACUAUACCAUGUUCUUACUGUGUGGCACCUGACCGGCCCAUUGAAAGAAUUUGCAGUGGCUCUUUCGACAUUUUAGGUAAAUCCUCCAAUGAUAUUUCUCGAACUUGGAUUCGCGCAACUUCAAAUGUUUGUUGCAGAAGCAUUUCAGAUUAUCACGAUUGCAUUUGUACCAAUCUGGUAUCUGGUCUUGGACAUUUUGUAGGUACCGAGGAGCCUCUUGCGGACUUGAGAACAAGCAACAAUCGCCAUAAGGAAAGACCACAAACUCCCAUCCCGUCUUGUAACGAUGAAUACAUUGUUGUUCAUAAUCAGAAACAUACAAACUGUUAUUCUUGCAAUCUCUUACACAAUGGCCCUCGCUUUUAUUACCAGGGCAAAUGUUCAGUAAUUAAAGCACUUGAUCUGCGCGUUUCACCCAAGCCAACCCGUCUGAAGAGAGUAACGAACGAUGACAUUUAUUUUCCUUCCGGCGUACUGAGAAGAAAGCGUAGAACCCAGUCUGAUCCGUCCAAAAUUUGGAGAAAAGAACUGAAAGAGAGUUUGAAAACACCAUUUAGCUUUAAUGAAAAUGAAACGGUGGAUGAAAAUCAGGAGGAUAAUGAAAGGCAAGUAAAUAUUUUCUUAACCUGUAAUCUAUUUAUUUUGUGCAUCAGUAUUUACAAAUGAAUUGGAUACAGACAAUACAGCUAAUAUGUCAGUGAUCAAGGAAGCUCUAAUUGUUUAAUCAGCGAGACGUCCACUAAGUCAGAAAUACAGUGAGUCAUUCUUUCCGUCAGCCAUUUCGUAAUGGUAAUAGGACUGAAGGGAAUCCAGUUUGGUCUGUGAUCAUACGAGUUAAACAAAAUCGGACGACGGCACAGCGGGAGUUCGAUUUGUUUUUCACGAGUUUAUAAUCAUAAAAAUUACAAUUUUCGAGAAAAGAGGAAUAGCCAAAUUAUGAAAGAAAGGGAAAAUGUGCAUCAAAAGACUGACAAAGGAGACGUUAAUUGUUUAAUUUUGUGAUUGGUUGAUAUAUAGUACAACUUUGAAUGCGAUUGGUUGAUUUAAACUAACUUUGAAUGUGAUUGGCUCGUUGAACUGUCCGAUAAAAAGCUGUCGAAUAAAAACUUGACAACCCAGACAAUUAUUAAAAUAGAUAAAACCAAAAUUUAAUUCUACAUUUUCUUACAACUCCUGACUGUCGACACUCUGCAGAACUUCCAUGUCAGAAUCUGAGUGGUCUGAUUCAGAAGGUGAGAUUGCAGGAGCUGAAAGGAUUUUGGAGGUGAUGGACGUGCCAUAUAAGGAUGCACCUCACGCUAAGGGAGACACCGAUUAUAUCGUCAAUGAAGAAGAUGAGGAUGAUAAAGCGGAAGUGGAAGCUGAAGUCCAACAACCUGUAGUCCAAACUGCCCCAUCUGAGCUAGAAAGACGAGAUAAGAGGGCAUCGGAGAGUUUUUCUGAGCUGAUAGAAACUGAAUCAAAAGCAGGAAAACUGAAUAAAGACGUGGUUUACUUAAAUAUAGCAUCGUUAAAGAACGGCGACAUCUUCGUAAGUAAAAGAAAACUAAUUUUGUUAUUUGUUCUUUCUGCGUAGUUCGGAUUUAUUUCAAGCACGCGCGAGCGAUAUUAAUCGAUUGUUUGGUAAGAUAUGCACGUCAUGCAAUGAACUAUCAAUUUAGAUACCUUAGUUUUGCUACCUUUACUUUAGUUUUCAACAUGGAGCGAAGUAACUUAUGUUGGGAGCGAAGUCACUUAUUUGACGGAGCGAUCUAACUUUUGGUUAGAGCAAUCUAACUGGGAGCGAUCUAACCAUGGUGUGAUCUAACUGUAAUUCAGUCAGAACCAGACCGCAUAGCUCGCAAAUGGCUAUUGCUUUGAUUAUUUUUUAAGAAAAAUGUUUCAAAAUUGACUAAAGUAAUCGCGUUGGGAUGGAAAAAGAGAAUCGCGACCUUGUUACCUCGUCAGAGGCUUACUAUGAAUGGCACUGGCAGUGAAAUAUAUGUUUGGCUUGUCAGACUGUUCAAUCACUACCCUACCACAACCAGAUUUAUUUACCAAAUUGAGAGGACUCAUGGCUCAAGCAACGUAAAUCAUAUAUUUUGUUCAUGGCUUGCUGAAAAAGCUGCACAAUAAUCUCCAGCCACAUUUUGCUUUUUCUUUUGGGUUAGCUACUGUAUCAUUGAUAAGUCAUUAAUAAGUCAAGAUAAGUCAUUCCUCAAGAGGUUCUAACCUUGCUCACGUAUAAAUUUCACGUCGUGAAAUGCUCUGCAAAACCGCUUAUGUCGUUUUCAAUUAAAAAUGGUUAAUUGAAAAAGAAAGAGAAUCAUACUAAUCAUACUACAGGCACUUUGCGAAAACUAUGUGCUUCGUCACCAAUGUGGCUGCCAGAAUUUAGAAUUUUUAAAGAGAGGAGUCUUUUUAGUAAGACAUUUUGGCUUAAAAAAAUUAGCUCCUCGUUCGAAACAGCCAGAAACAAAGUCAGCUUGAGGCAUUCCACGGCUUUCGGUCAUCGAUUACGUUUGACACCAAUACAGCGAUGACAUGUAUUUGUGCUUCGAUUACCACCAGGUGGCCUGCAUAUAACGAGAGGUGGUCUGAAUGAGUCCGAUACGCGCCUUCCUGAGUUAAGCUGCACUUUAACUGCCUUUUGUGAUAGGUCCAAAUUCUACAACAACUUGGUCAAGCCCGUUUUAUCCUAGAUCUGGGUUUACAUAUCAAAGUCCUCCUUCCUCGUCGGGCUGUAUUAUUUGUAAUCCUUGUGAACAUUUCGGUGCGACUUAACAAGUACUUUGAUAUUUCAAUUUUCAUAAUUUCUUCCUCUAAACCUUUACUAGUACAUCCAAGUUUUGGAAGUAGAAUUUAGUUCGUUGUACGGUGAUUCUGUUUGCAGGAUGUCUCUGAGGUUCUCAGGCCGACGGGGCGAAGACUGAUGCUCGUCAGCAAAGGGGCGGUCAUGUUAAGAAUUAGAAGGGAUGACUUUUUCCGCUACUCUUCCAAGACGACGUUAAGGGUGGCCAGAAAAAUGGUGCAAGAGCUAGAGUGAGUAUCAAUAGUUUUGCGAUGAAGUGACUGUAUAUAGAAAUUGUUGGCUUGAUGCUUUUAUCCUCUCUUAAAGCCUGUACAAAUUUCUCUGUUUGCUCUGUUGUUUUCCAAAAGUGCAGGAAUGAUACAAAUAAGUUAUUCGCUAGCCAAGUCAGCCAGGAGGUCCGUAUUGAGAAAAACUGUGCCCUUUUUCCACUCAAGAAAAAGAACACGAUAUUUCCCAAUACUAACCGACCUAGGCUGGAGAAUAACAUUUUCAUUUUUUUUUUCUAAAACUCAACGAAACUCUUGCUAAAAGAACCCGAAUGAUUUAGGGCUGUAAUUACGUCAAGAUCCUCUCGAAACUGAACAUUUUUUGAGCGAAUGGAUGGUACUGAAAACAGAGGUAAUGCAUUUUUAAAACAUCUCUGUUUACGUGAUGAUAAAGGUGAUUUACAAGUAUCUGUCACGAUCUGUCAACUAGAAAGCGCGAUAGAUAAAAAGCGCAUAUACAGUUUUAAAAAAAUCAUCGGGAAUGAUUUGGCAUACAAACUCAACUUCAAUGACUGUCGCGACAAUUUUAAUACGGCUUUUUAUCAUAUCUUCUAGUUUCUGUUGUGUAAUUUACGUUCUAAAUGUCCAGAUUUAACCUGGUAAGGUUUACAAAAGUGUAUUUAUAAAAGAGCUCAAAAAUAACUGUUUUACGCCAAACAAAUUGUUUAGGAUAGUUCAGAUAUCAAAUAAAUGAACGUUCCAUCGAUUUAUUCAGUUAUGAAAAAACACCUUACGUUUUGACAUUAUGAGUUACUUUUUGUAAAAGACUAAAAAUAAUUGUCAACGGUUUUAAGGCCAGGCGUCAACCAUUUAACUUUUUACACCGUAACAUCAGAAUGCAUAUUCUUCAUCUUCAUACUGUCCUUUAUACGUUUCCAAAGAGGCUGACAAGGAGAAUUUGUUUAACAAUGAAGAGCUGCUUUAGUCGGUGAUCAUCUCCGCUAUUCUUAUGACUUUCAUGUUUGUUUCAGGGAUGAUACUGUAAGGAGAAAUUAGAUGCUAGUCACUCUUAGGGGUUAAAGGGUUAAUAGCACAUCUGAUACCACAAAUUUAUUUGAAAGAGAGAGAAAAGAGAGGAAUGAUGAGUUAUUGAUCGGCUUAAGGUCGUAAACGACGUAUUCACUUAUGAAUACUGCCCAGCCGGCAAAACGGAAUAUAUUUAUAAGCAAUGACAACGAAGCUAGGAACUCGGCGAUUCACGAAAGGAAAAUUCGGACCACGCUAAGAACCAAUAAGACUGCAGGAUCCUUUUCCGUGCCCUCUGAGAAAAGUAUAAUACCUCAUUAUCUGUUUUCAACACGAACUAUUUUCUCUAUGGUAACUGGUCAGAAUAAAAGGUAAAUUGCGAACUGCAGAAAAUGUAUAGAUUUAGCCAAGCCUAGAAGUGGAGCUCCCGUUAGUCUAUUUUCUAUUAGACCUCCUAAUGGGCUGUUGAAGAGGUUAGGCAAGGAAAAUUAGGACUAACGCUCGAAUCUUCGGAUUUACAAACUCUCUAUGAUGGCCAAUUUACAUUAUCAAGUCAGUUGAUAAAGCCAAAUUAUCCUCACAUCUAUUAGCCUAUGACAAGCCUCUGUGUAAUGCCUUACCGUGUGUGUGUGCGGUAACUUCACUGGAAUUCGGCAUUCGUGUAUGCGUUUUUCAUCAUCUUCUACCAGUGUUUCUUGGCGCACACGAAUGAGAUUUCCAAUUAAUGCACCCAAUCCAUUACCUUGUUCCUUUCCCUUCUACUUCCAUAAAGCCCAUUUUUGUACCCACAAUGCAAUUGGCCGCGCAUGCUAGAAGUAGCGCCUUUUGCAUACGGUCACACUCUCCAACCCCUAUCAUUUUCUUUCGGCUUGAUCUGCUACUGUCAUUUUUUACUUCGCUUCGCUUUUACUUCGCCGCAAGCUCGCCAUUAAUAAAGAUAAUAGGCCUGAGUGGAGUCCAAUUCGGUCUGUAAUCAUGCGAGUGUUACAAAAUCGGACGACCGUGAAGCGGGAGUCCGAUUUGUUAAUCACGACUAUGUUUACGGACAGAAUUGGACGACACGAAGUCCUGUUACAAAUUAAUCAUAACCAUUAUAAUUUCCGACAAAAAAUACAUCUAGAAAAUAAAUCUCCAGUGAAGACAAUGUAUAAAGUUAAAAUUCCUCCAAUUUGGAAAUUCCCCAGUUUUUCAUAGAAUAUGUGGUUGUUGCUAUGGUUCUUGUGAUCGAUUGUUUGAUUGGUGGAUUUAGCUGAGUGAACUCAGUACGAUUGACCGCUUUAACUGUCCGAUUACACUGUGCGAUUACAACUACACAAAAUCAUUAGUGAAAGAUAAAACAGUUAGUGCUCCAAUCAUAUUGAAGGAAAUUCUUGUUCUGACUGAUUAACAGCAAUUUUUCAGUUUUUCGCUUCAUUUCAGCUUCUACCUCAUCGUUCAAGAAUUUCCCUUGCGAAUUUGUUUCAUCUAUUAUUUCAGUUCAGCCGUUAGGGAUAGGUUCUCAUAAAAAGCAUGAUCAAUUUUCGCAAAUUUCAAAAUAGCUUUCUUUAAUAUAGGAGAGAUUAAAUUAAUUCUUUCCUACAGCAAUGAAAAUUGUGUUUCAAUUUAGCAAUAAACCAAUAUUUAUGAAGAACCUGGGUCUUUGCAUGAAAUAUUGCGGCUUUACAUGCUAAGAAAUGGCAUUUAAUCAAGCUCAACGCGGUUGUGUGAAAAAUCCACUACAAUUUUUUUUUCAAGAUAAAAACCUCACGUAAUCAUAAUACAAGAUCGUAUUUUGCACUCGGCCUCUGGAGUGCAGUCCGUGUUUCUUAUUUUAGUCCCCGCUUUCACCCGGUUCCUUGCUCGUAGUCUACAUUCUGUAUUUAUGUUUUACAUUGGGAUGAAAAGCAAGAAAAUUAAUUCUCGUUUAAUACUUGCCCGAUAAGUAAAGAAACAUUCCUUACCGACAAGAGUUAGUAAUUCCAAACCCACGUAUCUUUGAAUCCAUUCCCUCCUAAGUUAAUCCGAAGGAUCGAAUAACUAAGAAAAAGCGCUCAGCGAAUGCUGCGACAAAUCUAGAUUUACGAAGCCACGGUUAAAACGAGACGUAAUGUAAGGCAAGGGAAAUCGAAGAUGAAAUCUCUUCUGGUACCCAAUUUUAAUUGACAAAGAGCAGUAUAACUUUUAAAACCAAAAAUUUGUUCCUACAUUGUUUUUCCUGGACUAGGGAAUUUUUCUUGCCAAGGUAAAAAAAGAAAAAGUCAUCCGGCACAAGAGUUACGCCACCUAUUAUACAUAGUGACUAAUACGAAGUCUGACUUAAAUUUCAUCUCCAUUUCAGUUAUCCUUCUGAGGACAUUAUCUAUCGCUCUUACAACGAACGUUGUGCGUGGGAACAGGUAAAAAACACACAACUUCAUUCUACUAUGAACAGCAUACAGGAGAAAUGUAUACGACACAUUAAGUCGUUCAAACAAGGCACACCUGGGGCAAAGAAACCGUUGACACCAGCUCGGUUUUCUCGCGGUCAAUCGAACGAGGAAGAGUUCGAUCAGUAUCUGUCAUUUGUAUAUGACAGCCACAAGGUUCCCGGAGAUGUCUUCGAAUCAGCUUCAUCUCCAUUUAGGAAGUCGACAAACGAGCAUUUGACUAGUAGUACAUUCAGAAAACGUACAUCUGGUGUGAAUGCAGGACAACCGAACAUAUCAAGAAAAGUUACUUUCAGCCCUUAG